AUGUGCGGUGGAUCUGAGGCCUGCGGUUGGAUCUGGCAGCCACAAGCAGCUUGCAUGCUGCUGAAGCCAUGUGGGCUGCUGGACGUGGACAAUGGGACAUCUCAGAUCCGAAUACCUGGAAGACAGUCCAGGCUGGCUUUGUGCUCACACACAGUGCAGGACAAGGCAGAGACAGCCCACCCAGCCGCAGCCUCCCUGUGUGAGGAUGGCCGAGCUGGGGGCUGUUUCCUCCGCUGCAGACCUGGACGUGGCGAGUGUGACACCAUAGAAGCUGCCCUGACAUUCAAGUCUGAACAGGCACAGGUGGAAAGACUAAACCACCUGCCCCUUCCUGAGGGUAUUAGGGCAGACGUGCAGCUCUAA
This is a messenger RNA of Rangifer tarandus platyrhynchus (Svalbard reindeer), 363 nucleotides long. The record is from the annotation of a GenBank genome assembly. NCBI's taxonomy places the organism in Eukaryota, Metazoa, Chordata, Mammalia, Artiodactyla, Cervidae.